CUGGCUGCCCUGACAGAAAUUUAAUUUGAAUUCAAUUUGUGAUUUGCUGGCUUGUUUCACUUUUUCAUUCUUCGCUCUGCUUCUGCUCAUUAUUUUAUUCUACACUUUGGAAACUUUACAAUAUGGCGACUUACUUUAACAGUGCAAUAUAUUCCUCAAUUUUUUUCGCCAUCUGUAUCUUCUUACCGAUCAGAGCAUUGGAUGCUUUCGACAUAGAGCUGAACCAUUUCAACUUAGUUGACUUCAAUUUGACCCUGGACGUUGACUCCAGAUUUGACGUGAACAUUUCAGUAGUUAGACUCGAGGCAGUCGGAAAGUUCGGACAAGAUAGCUCUGUUAAAUCUGCCAGUGGCGAACUGUGUAUUCCGAAAAAGUAUAAAGCGAGUUUCACAACUGGGUGUAAAUCCACAGAAUAUGAAGGGUGUAUUAAUGAGUUCGGCAAAGGAAAAUUCGUUGCGAUUGUGGACCGCGGAGGCUGUGAUAUGUUUGACAAGGCAAAAGUUGCGCACAAGGCGACUGCUAGGGGCUUGAUUGUUGUAGAAACUGCUUCAACUACGGACCCGCUGGACCUCAAAGAGUAUGACCACCCACCGCACAGUGGUAAGUUCCAGACAUACAAGACGACUUCUCUGGACCACUCCUUCAUCAGAGAGGCUUCCACCAGACCCAAAUCGGACAUUCCGUUCGUGAUUUGCACGAAAGCGAUUGGCCGAGAGCUGCGCGCCUUCGUCUAUAAUAAGUCCGAUUUCCAUUUGGAGAUGUUCGACGGGGGCAUGCACGGGACAGAGUUAAGAGUGCCCUCCUCCAGCCUGCUGCUGGUGUUUGUCGCAUUCAUAGUGCUCACUAUUAUUUCCAUGAUAUGGCUCAUUUUCUACUAUGUGCAGCGGUUCAGAUAUCAUCACCAUCAAGACAGAGUCAUUGGCCAAGUGAGGAAAGCGACCAAGAAGGCGUUCCGGAUGAUGCCCACGAGGAUUCUUCGCGACGGGGAUCCUGAACUGGACAGUUCAUUUGGCAGAUGUGCCAUCUGUCUUGAGGCUUACAAACUGUGGGACAUGGUCAGAGAAUUGCCCUGCAGUCAUAUUUACCACAAAUCUUGCGUGGAUGCCUGGUUGAGCCGGAAGCCAGCUUGUCCCCACUGCAAGUCCAAUGUCCUCAAGGCACUGGGCUUCGACGCCGACUACGACUGGACUUGUCUGGACGCGAACAGUGAACCGGACGCCAUCAGUCUCCUGGACAUUGUUCCCCAAGUGGUCUCGGUCCAGAUAUUCGCACCCAACACUGCGGCUCCCAGCCGAUUCAUCACUGAUCUAACUUCUAUCCCGCACAAUCCUCCCCCUUACAACGACAACAGCCCGACCGCCACCGCAUCAGCACCCUCUAGUCCCCUCCACUCGGGGGAGAGAAGAGGAGACGGCGGUGGCAGCAAACACAGGCUGAACAACAACUCACAGCAAGGACCAUCAAACACCCCUCGAGGAGGAAUCGGCGGCGAUUCGCAGCAGAAUAACCAAAUGACAACUACAGUUGCAACAGUCGAGAUGCCAUCUAGUGCACACUCCCCCCUUGGUACCGCCGUCAUCCCAAAAGGGGGAUCCAAGUCCAGAAAACAGAAAUCUGACGCCCAAAAUACAGGUACAGGGUCUGGCGCGGGCGAGCCAUCGGUUCCAGUUAAUGUUACUUUGGAAGUGGAUACCCAUAACAACAUGGGAAGUACUGGAGGAGCUUCGACAUCCCCGGGAGGAGGCGCAAAGGUCGGAUCCAGCGGACCUUCAUCCAGCACUAGUGCGAAUUCAACAUCAUCGAACUCCUCGACCGGCCGAUCGCUCAAAUGGCAGAUAAAAAAAGGAGUUUUGGCCGCUAUCGGAGGAGACUCAAGAGCAUAAAACAUGGCAUUAUCGCUACCUUUAACCUGCAAAGAAAGAAUAAACGAAACUAGUUGUUGACUAUUGCUAACUAAAAGAACAUGCAUUAAAAAAGUCUUUUGAAGAUAGAGUUUUGCUGAAAAGAAGAAACAAUUUUCGCCACUAUUUAUUCAUAAUUCACGUCGUUUAGUGCAGUUAUGAAACAUUCGUAUUUGUGAAGUUGUACUUCGUUCCGUAGCAGUGAAGUUUGAUUCUCGUCGAUUUUUAAAAGUAGUUUAUUCAGCAUAUUUAUAAAUGUGGUAGUUUUGUAUGAAAUUUAGCACGAACAGCUCAGCAUGUCGGAUGCUAUUUUCUGUCAUUAGCGGUAUAUUUAUCUACUUACUUUAUCCAUUCGUUUCAAUAGAUUAUUUGUCCUUAUCUUCUAUCUUAAUAA
Molecule: messenger RNA, 2295 nt
Organism: Symsagittifera roscoffensis
Lineage: Eukaryota; Metazoa; Xenacoelomorpha; Acoela; Convolutidae
Product: E3 ubiquitin-protein ligase RNF149-like
Exons: 10
Coding region: 123-1883 (586 amino acids)
Source: RefSeq, a predicted model, not a curated record